This is a messenger RNA of Pichia membranifaciens NRRL Y-2026, 1010 nucleotides long. RefSeq lists its product as hypothetical. The record is from RefSeq and is a predicted model, not a curated record. NCBI's taxonomy places the organism in Eukaryota, Fungi, Ascomycota, Pichiomycetes, Pichiales, Pichiaceae. The transcript has a single exon. The coding region runs from base 125 to 994 and encodes 289 amino acids.
AUUGGCUUAGUAGUUCUUGAUAACUAAAAUUCUCGAAACUUUUUGCUAACCAUAAAUAAGAAGUAAAAUCUUCCAAUCAAGCAACUCAAAGUUUCUUAAAAGACGUAAAAAAUAAGAUUCAAACAUGCCAAUUGUUGAAUCUCCUGCUAUCUAUGUCCAGAGUGUGUUAACUACCAUCGCUACGUAUUUCAUCCAACAUGCUUACGUCAAGCCUAUCAUUGAUUUGCACUCCACAGAUGCAAACUUUAUUCCAUUGGACAAGCCAACAAAGGCCUUGCAUAUAAGAAGAGACAACAGCAGUAGACAGACCAAGGUCAAUGUGUUUGACAACAAGGGUGACAAGCUCUACACCAUCGAGAGAGAGUCUGCCAGUACGCCUACCUGGUCUAUGUUUACAUAUCCCCACAGACACGAGGUUGCUACCAUCAGAGCUGGGUUCUUCCUAAAGUCUUUUGAUUUCCACAACAAGUUUGGAAUGCAACACAGGGUCUUGGAGCGUGAGAACGGGUUAUCCGGUAGAUUGAGAACCUUUUACUUGAAUGACGGAUACAAGUACGUGUGGACCAGGGGUUCUAAGUUUCUAGAACGUGUCACCAAUCCGGGCGGUAACGAAGAAGAAACCAGGGAGCGUAUUGCAAAAGUCAGAUUGAUGAGACAACGUAAGUUUGAUUACGAGUUAGUUGUGGACGAAAACAAGGUCGACCUCGAGGUUGCCAUUGUCACCGGCUUCCUCUGCAUGAUGACAUUCUGGGGUAUGGGAGAUAUCACCGAGACUGUCGGUCCAACGUACAUUCCAGAGCCCCAGGCGGCUCCUGAAGUGAAGGCUGUUGAACCUGUCGCUGCCAAGCAGGAACCGGUUAUCAUUGAAAAAGUGAUCGAAAGAAUCAUCGAGAAGGCCCCUGCUGCGCCUGAGGCCACAAAGGAGCCUAUUCCCAACAUCACGCUUGAGGUGCAAGCAGACGACGACGCCGAUGUAAUCAUCGAAAAAGCUUAGUCUGUCACCAUCAUCU